Molecule: messenger RNA, 1214 nt
Organism: Sesamum indicum (sesame)
Lineage: Eukaryota; Viridiplantae; Streptophyta; Magnoliopsida; Lamiales; Pedaliaceae
Product: peroxidase 64
Biological process (GO): response to oxidative stress; hydrogen peroxide catabolic process
Molecular function (GO): heme binding; peroxidase activity
Source: RefSeq, a predicted model, not a curated record
CUCUAUCUCAAUCAGAAAAAACAUACGUACCCACACAUAGAGACAUGGGCUUGAUGCUGCAGGUAGCAUUGUUAUGCUCAUUGACGAUCCUCUCAUUCAGUUCACUUUCGAGUUCACUGAGUUCGAAUUACUACCACAAAUCAUGUCCCCAAGUUGAGUCCAUCGUCGCUAAGGUCGUUAGGGAUGCGACGUCGAGAGACAAAACGGUGCCCGCAGCGCUUCUCAGGAUGCAUUUCCAUGAUUGUUUUAUAAGGGGUUGCGAUGGGUCUGUGUUGCUGGAGUCGAGAGGAGGGAACAAAGCAGAAAGGGAUGGACCUCCAAACGUUUCUCUGCAUGCAUUUUAUGUGAUAGAAAGCGCAAAGAAAGCAGUGGAAGCUGUGUGCCCUGGCAUUGUCUCCUGUGCUGAUAUAUUGGCCUUCGCCGCUAGAGAUUCUGUCGUCUUGUCUGGAGGACCAACAUGGGAUGUUCCAAAAGGAAGAAAGGAUGGAAGGACAUCAAAAGCCAGUGAAACCACACAAUUGCCAUCUCCCGCUUUCAAUAUUUCUCAACUUGAGAAAAGCUUUUCUCUGAGAGGGCUCUCAAUGGAAGAUCUCGUCGCUCUCUCAGGCGGCCACACUCUGGGCUUCUCCCACUGCUCAUCCUUCCAGAAUCGGAUCCACAACUUCAACUCCACCCACGAUGUCGACCCCACCCUACGCCCUGCCUUUGCAGCAAGUUUGAAAAGCAUUUGCCCCAUCAAGAACAAGGCCAAGAAUGCUGGCACCACUAUGGAUCCUUCUUCCACCACCUUUGAUAACACCUACUACAAACUUAUACUUGAGGGUCAAACCCUGUUUUCUUCUGAUCAAGCUUUGCUUACCACUCCCAACACUAAGAGUUUAGUUUAUAAGUUUGCGAGCUCGAAAAAAGCUUUCCACACUGCUUUUGCGGAGUCCAUGAUAAAGAUGAGCAGCAUUAAUGGAGGACAAGAGGUCAGGAAGGAUUGUAGGUUUGUAAACUGAAUGUAAUAUAUAUAUAUAUAUAUAUAGCUUCAAUUCAUCAGUACUUAGCCCAGCAGUAGGCAUGUCGUGAUAAUACAUUGACAACAAGUGUUGGAGAAUAUGCCUUGUUGUGUUGUUGUGAGUGCAGACCAAUUUAAGUACUUAGUGUGCAAGUCUCUCAAUUGUAAUCUAUACUAGUUAUUGUGAAAUGUUAUGCUAGUAAGCUUUUUUUAA